Messenger RNA from Rhipicephalus microplus (southern cattle tick), 1801 nucleotides. RefSeq names its product cell adhesion molecule Dscam1-like. The record is from RefSeq and is a predicted model, not a curated record. NCBI's taxonomy places the organism in Eukaryota, Metazoa, Arthropoda, Arachnida, Ixodida, Ixodidae. Gene Ontology annotation, biological process: cell-cell adhesion. Gene Ontology annotation, molecular function: protein binding.
UGUGCGAGGACCUGAAAAUGGACUCGCUCAUCAUGUCUGAGCUAGAAAAGCCCCACGGAGGCUGUGGCGGUGGAGACGCUGGCAGCCGCGAGUACUACCCUUCACCGUACGCGUCGUCCAAGCUGCCCGACAUCUCUCGACGUGGCAGCGAAGGCGACGACGGCGAUGAGCCUUGUCCUCGCGCCAUGGCCGCGGCUGGAGUCUCCAUGUCUCCCUACGCAUCGGCUAGGAUGGUAGAACACACGUAUGACGUGCCGCAGCACCCGCGGGAUGGCUCGAAAUUACAUGCAUUUAAAAGUGAGCAUAAGCACUCUUCAUGUAACGACAAGCUCCAAAACCACAUAGAAAUGUGCAAAAAGGAGCAAUACUAUCAGCGGCUCGCUGGUAAAGGACGCCCGUCGGCGUAUGGUUAUAGCGGCUGUCAAGAACCUCCCAAUCACUCGUCGGGCACCGCUUAUCGCUGGUCCGAGCCCGGCGAGUCCGACCGGCCGGACAGGUGGUGUUUAAGUGAACGGGACUUGCACUUGAGCGCAUUUCACACGCCUUGUACUGGAGGAAAUUUGCCGGAGUUUAUUGAAAUAUCGGACACAGAGUGCGACAGGGACCUGGAGCGACUUGAGCAGGAGAUGAAUUAUCGUUCGUCGCUCCAACGGCACAGCUUGUACGCAUCUGUCCAAUAGAAACGCAGUGGAAGGAACAGGAAGACCACCGACGGGGCCUCAAUGUUUUUUUCAUAUCAACGUGACUUCUCCAUUGCCUUGACAGCAGCGAGAUAAUCAAACAAAAAAAAUGCUUCCCACCCGCUGAGGAAAUGCGCAUCUUUUUACAGCGACAAAUUGCCGUUUAAUAGCUGCAUACUUGUACAAAUUAUUCACUUUUUUGUCGCCAGAGUACAGGCCACUGAGUACGUCACUUCGCCUGUAUACCUUCCGGAUGCGUGCGCGAAAACAGCACAUUGCUACUUUGGAAAGCAAGUGUGGUAAUAGACCUUGGGGCGUAAAACUCUUUGCAUGCUUGAUUUUCAAAACGUAACAGUGGGUGGCAAAAAGAAAGAAUCAAGGGUCUUUGUAUUUGUAUGGGGUCAGAUUAACAGCACACCUUCUAAGUUGCACCACCUAAGUUUCUUUCUAUGUUUUUGUUGUCGAACAUAUGGUGUUUGCAUACGGACGCGAGAUGACCAAUAUAAUGUCGCUCCAGGCUCACAUGUUGAAAGGCAUGGGUCGGAGGCGAACAACUACGCUCUCUAACAGGACGAUGAAAAGGGUAAGAAAUAAAAUUGCGGAGGAGUUUGUCGACUCCUUCAUUUCUAGAAUUUGAGUCACAUGCAAAUAACAAUAGGUUUCUCUACAUAUUCAAGUUUUGUGUAAUAAAGUCGAAGACAUUAACAGAGAAGUGUCUGCAAGUGCAGUGGCCUGUACUUUUUCGGUAGCGAUCGAGCGUACCAACAUUGUGUCUACUUUGAAGUGAGUGAACAAGCACAUGUACAUAUAGACCACGGAUCCUCAAUUGGAGGAUGGCACAGCACGUAUGCCUGCCGAAGAUGACUUGUUUUGUACAGUAAGAAAAAUUCUAUAGGAAUGAAUGACGAAUGAUUACGCACGCGUGGCAAGAAGUUGAAUCAAAAAACGUCAUUCACCCUGGGUUAAAGUGUGGCUCAGGCAUAUCUAAGCUGUUUGAAAACUAAUUCCGUCACGUACACAGCGUAAAAUCCUCUAUUUUGUUUCAUAGGUAUAAAAAAAAUCAUGUACUACGAUUAAAGGUUCAAAUUUGUACACUCACUUUCUUGCCAAAGCUCCAGCAG